AUGGCGCAGAGACAGCCCCGGGGCUGCCCCCGCUCCCCGGGCGGCCGGGGGGCCCCACAAGCCGCCACCUUCAGGCUGGUGUCGCAGCCGCAGACGGUGCAGGUGAGCUCCCAGCCCGCCUUCCUCGGGGGGCUGGUGCUGGUGCCGGCCCUGGGGACCCCCGCCAGCCUGAUGGCACCACGGGGACCCUGCGUGGUGGCAGCGGCUCCCGGCGAGGCUGCGGACGGCGGCGGGACAGCGGUGACGCCAGAGCACGGGAGCAGCCUGGAGCCCGAGGAGCGCAGCAUGGAGCCGCCGGCCGUUCCAGAGGAGGAGGAGGAGGAGAAGGAGGAGGAGGAGGGGGCGGUGCCCCUCUCCAUGGCGCCCGGCCCCGUGGGAUGCCAGCUCUUUGGAUACGUGGGAAUCGAAGCUGUGCUCGACCAGAUGAAAAUCAAAACCAUGAAGACAGGCUUUGAGUUCAACAUCAUGGUUGUGGGGCAGAGUGGGCUGGGGAAGUCCACCAUGGUGAACACCCUCUUCAAGUCCAAGGUGAGCCGCAAAUCCUCACAGCCCGGCCAGGAGGAGCGGAUUCCCAAAACAGUGCAGCUCCAGUCCAUCACCCACGUCAUCGAGGAGAAGGGGGUGAAGAUGAAGCUGACGGUGACCGACACACCAGGGUUUGGGGACCAGAUCAACAAUGAGAACUGCUGGGACCCCAUCAUCAAAUACAUCAACGAGCAGUACGAGAGAUACCUGCGGGAGGAGAUCCUCAUCACCCGCAAGAGGAAGAUCCCGGACACUCGGGUCCAUGGAUGUGUCUACUUUGUCCCCCCCACAGGUCACUGGCUGCGCCCGCUGGACCUGGAGUUCAUGCGGCGGCUCAGCAAGAUCGUCAACGUGGUGCCGGUGAUCGCCAAAGCUGACACGCUCACCCUGGAGGAACGGGCAGAAUUCAAGCAGCGGAUCCAGGAGAACCUGAAGACCCACGCCAUCAGCGUGUACCCGCAGGAGGACUUCGACCAGGAUCCCGAAGACAGGGCACUGAACGACAGGAUUCGUGAGAAGAUUCCCUUCGCCGUGGUGGGGGCAGACCAGGAGCACCAGGUGAACGGCAAACGCGUGCUGGGCCGCAAGACCAAGUGGGGCAUCAUUGAAGUGGAGAACCCAGCACACUGCGAGUUCCCCCUCCUGCAGGACCUGCUGAUCCGGUCACACCUGCAGGACCUGAAGGACAUCACCCACAACGUCCACUACGAAAGUUACCGCGUGCGGCGGCUGAACGAGAGCAACCAGCUGGGGCUGAGCCCCCUCAAUGGGCUGCCAGGCAAGGGCGAGGCCAGCAGCCACCUCUGAGUCACCUUGUGCCCCCCAGACCACCACUGAACCCCAUGGCAGUGCCCACCCCUGCCCGCCGUGGCCGUGCCAGGUACCUGCCUGGGGUGAAGAGCCUCCCCCAGGAGUUCCCAGCUGUCCUGACAUGGGUCCCUCAUCCCCGAGCUCUGCCAUGGGCACAGACCCCCGGACCCUGUGUGACAUUAAAGGUUAACCCAGAGCCUUCAGCCUUCACCCUCCUGCGGGACUCCCAGCUUUUGACGUGCCACCACCCUGCUGUGCUGCUCUGGCUGCUGGGCACGCUGCGGAAGUGGGUGGGGUGUGGCCGGGGUGCAGAUGCCCUGCCCAUGGUCACCUCAGCCGCCCUGCCCAGGGAGGCAGCUGGCACAGCUGGACUUUGAGCCGCUUAUCAGGUGGUGGAGGUGCCAGGAGGGGAACGGAGGUGCCGGAAGGGUGUAGAGAUGUCGCCUGCAAGGGUGUGAAGGGGCUACACCCAUCUGUGGCACCCCCCCCCGCCCCCCCCCGUCAGGAGCCCUGUUCUGGGUGCAGCCCCUAAACCCCUCGGGGGGACCCGGUGGGCUCUGCCCCACUGACUGCCAAGGUGUCGAGGUGGCCCCCCCGGUACUCUAGGGGUGCACGAAAGGCCCUUUUGUACCUCGUGCCGUGGGCAGGGCUGGGGCUCGCUGCCAGGGCGGUGGCACACGGUGGCCUCCUGCCCGCCCGGGGCCCCGCCGCGGGGCCC
Molecule: messenger RNA, 2053 nt
Organism: Ficedula albicollis (Collared flycatcher)
Lineage: Eukaryota; Metazoa; Chordata; Aves; Passeriformes; Muscicapidae
Gene: SEPTIN12
Product: septin 12
Exons: 11
Coding region: 1-1332 (443 amino acids)
Biological process (GO): cytoskeleton-dependent cytokinesis
Cellular component (GO): septin ring; septin complex; microtubule cytoskeleton
Molecular function (GO): GTP binding; molecular adaptor activity; GTPase activity
Source: RefSeq, a predicted model, not a curated record